CCAGCUUUUAGCCUCUCUCUCUCAAUCUACCCCACAACAGCAGCAGCGUGGUGCGCAUGCGCAAUAGCCAACUCAGUAACCUUCCCUCACAGUCAACCUAGGCAGAGACAUUCUGCCCCCCCCCCCAUAUAUCUAUCUAUCUGUCUAUCUCCCCUCAGCGGCGGCUCCGUCUCCUCCUCUGGGAACGUGAGCGACGCAAAGGCCAGGACAAGGGUUCCCAAAAAAGGCCUUGCCACCAUCGUCUCUCCUUGCUGCAUUCUCCUUUCAAAUGAUGGCAACUCCUGAUGUGAGUGUUCACAUGGAAGAAGUGGUGGUGGUAACCACUCCAGACAGUGUGGUUGAUGGCAGUGGUGUUGAAAGGGUGAAAAACUGUUUAGUGACAACCAAUCUGUCUCAGCACAGCAGUGACCUAAAUGAAGACACCCUGGAGACAGAAAAUGCAGCUGCAGCAGCCGCUGCUGCUUUUACAGCCUCUGCACAUCUGAAAGAAGCUCUUUUAGUGAAGAUGGCUGAAGGAGAUGACUGUGUGGAAGCUGAGAUUGUUUAUCCAAUCACUUGUGGGGACAGCAAAGCCAACCUAAUAUGGCGGAAGUUUGUUUGCCCGGGCAUCAAUGUGAAAUGUGUCCAGUACGAUAACCACUUGAUAAGUCCUAAGGAAUUUGUCCAUUUGGCUGGCAAGUCCACGUUAAAGGACUGGAAGAGGGCAAUCCGGAUGAAUGGGAUCAUGCUAAGGAAGAUCAUGGAUUCAGGGAAGCUGGAUUUCUAUGAGCAUACAAAAGUUUGUUCCAACACCUGCCGAAGCACUAAAAUUGACCUGACUGGGGCCCGAGUGUCUCUGACCAGCCAGACUUCAACAGAGUACAUCCCUCUCACCCCUGCCUCUGCAGAUGUAAAUGGAUCCCCUGCCACAAUCACCAUAGAAACAUGUGAAGACUCCUCGGACUGGACAACAACUAUUGGAGAUGAUGCAUUUACAUUUUGGCAUAGUCUCAAGGAAGCAGGCUUGCUGGAAGAAGUGAUCCAGGAAUUCCAAGCAGAGCUCGCAGAGACCAUGAGGGGCCUGCAACAGCGGAUUCAGGAUCCCCCUUUACAACUGAACGAUGCUGUCCUACUCAAUAAUACAGUCCAGAACUUUGGCAUGCUGGACCUAGUGAAGAAAGUUUUGGCCAGCCACAAGUGCCAAAUGGACCGUUCCAGAGAGCAGUAUACACGUGAUUUAGCAGCUCUGGAGCAACAGUGUGAUGAGCAUCGGAAGAGGGCAAAGGAGCUGAAGCACAAAUCCCAGCAUCUUAACAAUGUGUUGAUGACCUUGACGCCGGUCUCCAUUCCAUCCCCUCUGAAACGCCCCAGGCUCACAAGAGCUACCUCAGGACCUCCUGCCAUCACCUCCCAACUGCUGACCCAGUCAGGACAAAUUGCCUUGGCACCAGGGAUGCCGGUUACUCAGCUGGCCAGCCUGCCUAUAGGCAAAGUAGUCUCUGCCCUCCCAGCAUCUUCUCUGGGGAAGACCACAGUGCAAGCCACGUCUGCCAGCUCCCCAACCUCUCCGUUGCUGGGUGGAUACACUGUCCUGGCUUCUGCAAGUUCUGCUUUUCCCAAUACAGUUGAAAUACACCCAGAUGCCUCCAACCUAACAGUCCUGAGUACAGCGGCCAUACAGGAUGGCAGCACCUUGGUAAAAGUGAUGAGCCCUUUCCAGCUGCUCACCCUCCCAGGACUGGGCACUGCCAUCCAGAACGUAACCCAAAUGUCUCCCAGUGGGAGCACCAUCAUGACUGUGCCGUCCAGUGUUAUUGAAGGUUCCGCUGUAACUGAAGAACAUACAACCAUUGAGGUAGCAACUGUCUCAGAUGAACCCGAGCAGAAGUGAAAAACAGACUUUAACCUGCUUUUUAGGUGUGCUCUGGGCACAUGUGGUCAUCCCUCUGAUAAGAAGAGGAGGGGCAGUGGAAAAGGAGCAAGGAAGACACAUUGGCUAAUGGGAGAAUAGUGAGGUUGGGAUUGUGGAAGGGAGAGAGACAAAGAGAGAGAGAAUGAAGGGAGAACACCCCUGAGAAGACAAGAAAGAGAUCACUGUUCCACAGGAACCAUUAAGAGCCACAAUCUUUCCAUCCUCCGCUUGUUAACUCAGUAUCAUCUCUAGCAGUCUGAAGGGGAACAAAGAAUCUGCAGAGAGACUGAGGCAGGGAAGUUAAGUUUCUGAAAAUAAAGUAAUAAAAGGAUAAGGGGGGAAGGAAGUCAGAGGUGAGGCAGUUAGCCUGGUGUAGCUCUAGAAAUUGCAGUGCAGGCAGCCAGGAGGGUAUUUUUGGCACCCAGGCAAGAUCCAGGCCUGCGGUGUGUAUGUGCUAGACCAUGUCAGUGGUUGGCUGUUUCCUUGCCACUUUGGAAAACAGAUGUGAAAGGUAGCACAUGAUCCUAUGCAGCAUGUGUAGGAAGAUUGCAGAAGCCUUAGUCACUCCGCAAAACAGUGUGGAAGCAAGGAGUUCCUCUGGUAGCUGGUGGUGGUGAGGAGAGGGACCUAGUAUCACUCUGCUUGUUAAGUGCAGCAGCGGGCAAACCUAGUCAGUGUGUUGUGAUGAACACACAACUUGAAACAGACAUCCAGGAGAGAGGUUUACAGAUAAAACUGCCAUAAUCUUACAUUAACACCCCCCCCCCCAAGUAUCCUGGGAUUAAGGGCCAUUUUCUUUAUUUCCUUUAAAUGCCACACAUGAACCUCAUGCUUUCUAGCCUUCUCUUUGAGGCUGGUGCAGAGAGGCUGCCAUUCUGCAGAAGACCUGAGCUGCUUCCAUGUCAGUGGAGGGCUGGAACCUACCUCUGCCCACCCUGUCACCUGCCAUAAGCAGUGAGCCUUAUCUACUGGGCAUAAGCAGCUUGGGCUGCCAUAUGUUUGGAAAUACAGUAAUAUUUUGGCUGAAAGAGUUGUGGUGCAAAAAGGGAGAGUUUGUGCAGCUCUUCAGCUUAUUUGUUUGGCUUCUUUUUUUACUGUUAUUUCAACUGGUUGGAGGGAUUUGAUUAACUGAGGACUUGGAAAACCAAAGGAAAAGGUGCUUGUGAGAGAGGAAACAUCUGUUACUGUCACAGGCUGUCAAGAUUUGGAUUCUUGCUGUGUGAAUUUGUCUGUAAACAGCAGCAAAAGCAAAUCUCUGGAAUAAGCUAUUAAAAAUAUUUUUAAAAGA
This is a messenger RNA of Sceloporus undulatus (fence lizard), 3179 nucleotides long. It is a transcript of the gene GMEB2, whose product is annotated as glucocorticoid modulatory element binding protein 2. Gene Ontology annotation, biological process: positive regulation of transcription by RNA polymerase II. NCBI's taxonomy places the organism in Eukaryota, Metazoa, Chordata, Lepidosauria, Squamata, Phrynosomatidae. Gene Ontology annotation, molecular function: DNA-binding transcription activator activity, RNA polymerase II-specific; RNA polymerase II cis-regulatory region sequence-specific DNA binding. Gene Ontology annotation, cellular component: nucleus. The record is from RefSeq and is a predicted model, not a curated record.